AUGGGAAAGACUUUAGAAGAGUGUCACAAGAUCCUUGGCGUUGAUUAUGGCGCAACAGAAGGUAUUUUUUUUUUAGGAAUUCCUGAAAUUUACCAGCUGAUUUUUGAGUGAAUUUCGUACGUACCGGCUGCGACAGUUUGACGGUUAGCAUGUUCUGUUUUUUUUCUAAUUCGAAGAAUUUUUCAGCUUAAACGUCCGAAUUUUAGCCAGAGUUACUUUGAAACUGAUCAGUCGUGAGUUGGAAUUACUGUAUCCAGGGAAAGGUUCAGCCUAUAUGCAAUGGAGUACUGUGUGUUGUUUACUUGGUCUUAGUGUAAUCGUCCAUAUCAUCAUCAGAUCUGCAUUGACUGAACCUGGCUGUAAAUAGCGCAGUAACUCUUUGUAAUUAAAAUCUCUGUCGCUUAAAUGUUUCUCGAAGGUGUAUUACCUUUUGAAAGUUUACAAAUCGAUCGGUUUCAGGAUAGAUGUAUGAAGGAACUAAAGAAAUAGAUUUAUGGCCUGCGAUUAGGCUUCCAUAUCAUGGAUUUUGUAAAAAUUUCACCAUUUCAGUUUGGAAAGUAGGAAAGAAGCUGUUACAGGGAUGAUAAUGUUUAUGAUAUAUUCCAGAAGUGAUUUAGCCCUUCAACUCCCGAGAGUACAGUUCUUACAGUAUCGACUAAUACAGAUUUAAACAGGAAUGAGAUGAGAAGAUCUCCGUAUGGCACUGAACACAACGGAGAAUUUCAAUUUAGACGAUGGGAGUAAAGGGGUUUACAUACUGAAAUUUAUCCUUUAUAAUAUCAAUUCUUUAUCCAACAAAACUGGUGGCGAAAGGGAAGCAGUAAAUAAUAAAAUAAUUAACAAAGAGGUAAAUAAUUAACAAAGAGGUGUUUAACAAUUGAUAGAGAGGAGUAUUAUCAUUUAUAAUAAAGUUCGGAUAUAACGCACGCUGUCAUUGGUUGAAAGAGCGUGCUCUAUGAGAGGAUAGAGCAUAGAACUGAGCUAAAACUGUCACGCCAUCUGCCAAAUUGUACUAUGUUCGACCUUUUCCGGGACUUCUUUUUAGCUUUCUUUCCGAUAAUUGAAAGUGAAAUUUCGGAACAAGCGAGCCGGCAAGUAGCAACAGAAGAACCAAAAAAAGGUUUGUAAACAUACCAGGCGCCGUAAUUUACGUUAUUAAAACGUGAGCAGAUACGAAAAUCCUCAAAGGAAAAACAAAAUAGACAUUCCGAGUUUUAAAGAUUUUCACGCUCAGUUAGAUUGCAAGCUUACUUGCGGUAAUAAAAAUCAAACACAGCCAACACUCGUAUAGUAUAUAAAGUUCAGAGUUCAAAAACAGAACAGAAAAAAACAGAAAUGAUGAAAAAUAUAACAAAACUGGCAUAACUGUUAAAAAUUCAUACUUAUCAUGACGGUGUCUGAGCAAAUAUGAUCAUGCUGAAGUCCAUCGCGGUUCGCUUAUCAUGGCGAUCUCCAGUCAUCACAGUAAAGCAAGCCUCAGAAACUACAUCGGCUGCCCUUUGAGUGAAAAAAUAAGAGCUCGUUCUGAUAUCCUUUCGGAUGUGUUGAGUGGAAAGUCACUUCAGUCACUGCAGCCGAGUUUUGCGGCGCUGUCAUCCCGAGCGAUCUUCAUGUUCCGGUGAAUUCGGCUGUCGUUCAUUUAAAAAACACUCUCCUUGAACAGUUUGUUUUCUACCUUGUCAUGUGGAAAAACUCAUGUGUUUUUAUGAGCCAUAAUUCAGCUGAAGUUCACUGAACAUUUCACUUCAAGAUUCUGUAUUAAAAACUUCAGGCAAAAGCGUUAAAUUUGACCUGCUGAACUAUUUUAGUUUGUAAACUAUCGCAGAUUGUGAACUUUGAUGGUUUGACACUUUUGACAGCUUUUGUCUUGUACAGCCAAUCAGAUUAUUUGAACCAUUCUAACAGGGAUUCUGAUUGGCUUAUUUUAGCGUGCUCUAUGAGAGUAUAGAGCAUGCUGACGAAACUGUUGUUCGCUUUGGAAAUUAAGUUUGUUUUGAAAAUUGAAAGUAAUGCAAAGGGAAUUUAACGGAUUCUUUAUUAUAAAACAAAUAGAGAAGCCUUGACUGUGCUCUGUUCUGUUAUAAAGCACGCAGGAAGCGGCUAGAGCACUCAAGAAGUGGGAAGAAACACUCGACUACGUCUCGUGUUUUCCCUACACUUCUUUCAUGCUCUAGCCGCUUCCUGCGUGCUUUAUAACAGAACAGAGCACAGUCGAGGCUUCUCUAUUUGUUAAUUAGACUUGGAGACUUAAGAGUUGAAAGUAUUGAAAAAUUCUCUCUUUAUGUCAGAUGAAAUCAAGAGUGCUUACAGGAAAAAGGCACUGCAGUGUCACCCAGAUAAGGUACUGAUACCCAGGCUAGAGAGUGUGGCAGGAGUGUUUGCAAGUCUUUUGCUUAAGUGUUCAGUUUGCAUAUCAUUAGCAUAUGGUUUUAUGUGGUAGUUUUAAAACUAAAAGGCAGUACUGUAGCUAUAUAUGCAUGGGUUUUUGUCUCCCAGUUGUUUUGCCUUUGGUAGAUGCUGCCAAAAAUGACUGCACUGACAAAAAAUCUCCAUGGGUUCUGCCAGACUCUGCAGACUGGCCUGAUACUGUACCUUACACAAUAAAUGUGAUAUCAAAUCCAUAUCUCAGGCUGGGACAAUAAAAGAUGUUAUUCCUAAGAGGAUCAUAUGUGAAUAUUUUCUGAAUAGUUAGUGUAUAAAAGACUGUUAGAAAGUUAAAUUUCUUGGCAAGAAUAUGUUUGUUUCAUAUAAUGCAAUGAAAUAAACUCAGAUUAUAGUAAUUACUGAAUGAGUUUCUAGCUGUCUCCCCUCUUAUGUGUGCGGUUGUAGCUCUGUACUAAAAUAUUCAUUUAUUUCUUAGAAUCCUGAUGACCCCUUGUCAACACAGAAAUUCCAGGAGUUAGGCCAUGCAUAUCGACAACUGACUGGUAAAGAGAGAAUUGACUCUGUUCCAAUAAUACAUGGAUCAAACAAAUUUCAUAGAGAAAAAAAUUUGGCUAUGAAUUUAAUUAAAACCAACUGCAGAGUCUGUUUAUCAUUUUUUUUGUGUGUGUUAAGGGGAUGAAGAUGAUGACAGUGAUGAUGAUUACAAAGACUAUGACAUGGAUCUGUGGAAAAAGGUAAAAUCUGAACUCCGAGUUUGUUGUAUAGAGAUUGAAACAAAAAGCUAACAAAGAGCAUUCUAGAAAAGCAGUAAUAUGGGAAAUAUUAAUAAAACUGAUCAUCUUGAAACAAGCUGUAUGGAAGAGGAUAGUGUUUUCAGUCUCUUGUUAUUUGACCCAAUAUAUACUUUUUUAAUCUUUUAUCACUGUUGUCUGUGUGAGUUGUGUCAUAAUUGUUAAAAAACCCAUACUAAUUAUUUUUUCAUCAGUUUUUCUUCUUUUUAUUCAGAGAUGAGUUCAUCCAAAGAGGUAACAGUAUUUUAACUUUUCCUGGUUUGCACUGGAUAAAAUAAAAUAUUCCUGUGAAUAAGUUCUUCAAACUUGUACCUCAAACUGCUUCCAGGUAGCAAUGAAUUACUGACAAGAGAAAAUAUCCUUAAACCUAUUCUUACAAUAAACUACUUUUUUAUUUUAACCCUGCUACCCCACUGGAAAUUUCUGUAUGAGUUUGAGUCUAGCUCUUUGGAAAAUUUUUGCCUUGACAACUUCCUCCCUGUUGGUAUUUCAAACAACUUUCCUUGUAAUUGUUUUGUAUGGCAUUGUCGCAACUGUAAUUUUAAGCUAAGAUUUACAUUCCCUUUUUUUUCCUCCUAUAGUUUGUUGCCAGUGCAGCAGAUGUGUAAGGUAAUAUGUGCAAUUUAAAACUUUAAACUUAAAAUGUUCCUAAAAUUCUUUUAAAUUUUGUAUUAACCUCCCUGAUAUGUAAUGUAUUUGGGAAGCUUUAAAUAUUAAUAGGAUAUGUUUCCUGUAAUAUCUCUUUUGCAGAUCAAGAGAAGAAGAAGAUGAUGAUGAUGAUUUCCUAGCUUCCCUUGUAAAGGUGCACAACACAAGAUCAAAUUGUAAAAAAAAUUUUUGAAAUUUAAAAUCACAGACGUAUUUUGACACCCUGUUGGAAAUUGAUAUUUUUGUUCCUUUUUUCGUAAAUGAUAGGAGCAGGAUGAAGACUUCACGGAAGAAGAAGUAUGUGUUGAGUUUUAAAACUAAAAUUAUCAUGGGCCAGUAGAAUUUCUUUGUCCUUUAGAGUUGUUCAGUGAGUUGUCUUUGGCUCAUAGUGAUGAAUGCACAAAUUUUUCUCAUCAGUCUAGUUGUUAUAGAGCCUAGAAAUGAACUGCUAGAAUGAAUUUUAAAUUUGCUCAACUGUAAGCUUAAAUGUUCUGAUCCUUUGUUUUUUUCCACUAUGUAUUAGAUGGCUCAGUUCACAAGUUUUGCAAACCUCAAAGAGCAGAGAGAGGCCAAUAAAAAGAAGUUCUGUGAUGUAAGCAUCAAUGUGAUUUGUAAACAACUAAAUUGCACUUGAUAUGAUUUAUAUAUUUAUUUGUAUAACGAUGUGGCUCUUUUUGAAAGCAGAGAAACCUGUCAAAUGGAAAAAUUAAACAAAAAGGAGUGAAAGGAAAUCAGGCAAGAAAACAUCCAGUUUUAAUUCUCGCUAACUUUGACUUAAGCCAAACCUAUUAUACUUAAUUUGUAGGGUUUUAUUAGGCUUUGAUGACCAUGUUUACAUGAUAUAUUAUUAGGUUAGGGCUGGUUAUAUCUUUCAGAGUUGUUAUUUUGCUAUUUUAGAUUUCUUAAGCUAAUUGCUUGAAUAAGUCUCUGACAUUUCUUUUUCCCUAUCUUAAUUUCCCUCAGCCAAAGUUAAAGAAUAACAAACAACUUAAAGCAGAACAAUGGAAACGAGAAAAGGUGUUUAAAAAUACAUUACUGAAAACUCCUUUAGAUUUGCUGCUUAAUUUAAACUGUAAGCUGAUGCCCAGCUUAGCCUCUAGAGCUGUAGCCUCUCUGUGGCACUGAAGCAUGUGUUGUGGAUGCCUGUGUGUUUCAAGAAGCCAAGCAAAGCAAGUAUGUAAGAGGUUUAUUAGGUUUGUUUGGGUCUGGCAUCAGAUUCUCACAAACCUGUAGUCCAAUUGAAUUUUGCUUGAAUGCUUUGCAGAAGUGAUGAGAGCCUGCUCGUAGAUUUCUAGAGUCAAAGAAAUAAUUAACAGAGAAGUGGGUGAUUGAGCUGAGAAAGAAAUAGGACUCAUGGUUUCAUUGCAAUUUUCACAUGUAUUAUUUGUUUAAUGCUACAGGAAAUAUCUGAAAUAGCAGUCCAAACUAAAGGUGUAAAUCAAACUCUACAGCAAAAGCAUAAGGUAAGAUUAAUAUACAGUGACAUUUUAAAGGCACUGCAGGACCAAAGGUUGCCACACACACACACCCCCCCCCCCUUUAACCGCCACCCACCACUCAAUAGUGGUUUUCUGUCAUUCAUUUUAGUCUUGUGGAUGAGUAAUGUUCAGACAUAUCAUGUGGUGGCUUUAGACAGAGGUCACUUCCUAAUACAUUAAUUCUUCCUUGAUGAUUUUUUUGUUCAAUUGCAUGUCCUUUUCAACUUUCCUGCCACUCCACUCCAAGGAUUGCAUGUGUGGUUGAAAACCAGUAAAACUGAAUUUGUGAAUCUUGGCUUAAUCCAAUUCUUCAAAUGAAAGUUCAAUAUUGAAAUGAACAUUGGAGUCAAUAUUUCAGGAAGCAAACUCAAAUUUGGUUCCUCUUACAGACACUUAACCAGGCAUCAACUCUGAUUUUACUAUAUGAUUACUAUGGAUCUUUUUCCCUUGUUUUGUCCUCAUAACAGGCUUUUUCUAGAGAUUCUAAAACAAAGACACCUACGCAGCAUAGAAGGUAUGGAGAUGACAUGAUCAAGAGAUCAAGUAGCCUAUGGAUGAGUAAUGUGAUAAUAAUGCUACUUUAUGUACUUUGUAGUUUUGAUCAUCUUGGCAAUGUUUACUUUGGUCAAGAGAAAAAUGUGAAAGAACGCAGUGAUGGUGCUUGUAACAAGAGGAAUGCAAGGAAAAAAAAGAACAGGAAGGUAUUUGUCAUUUGUUAAGUCUAAGUUCACUUGCAGUUUUUAUUUUAGACUGGAAGAGAGAUGAAAUGUAGAGGUGUUUAGUGCAUGAUGUCUGGUACUUUGGCGUAUAUUAGCUCCCAAGAAUCUUAUGACUGCUUCUCUUUGUUACUGUUAAAAACCUCUGUCACCUAAAACCUGAAUGCUUACUGAAGUUGCACAUUUAAGGAUAUCACCUGCUUUAAGGGAGCUCAAGACUAAAAGUUCCUUUUGCAGCUGCCAAUUCAAAAAAUGUGCUUUUUCAUCGACUUCAGCAAACCCAACCUCUUUAAUGUUAUUACUUUUUUAAAGUUGUAUUCUUAUGUUGGUUUAUUGGGAGCUGUGGUUGUUUUUGCUUUUGUAAUUUCUAUAUACUUAACUAAGCAAUAUUAUCCUAAAAAGCUAUGUCACAAAAAGAACAUCACGAAGAAAAUAUCCUCCUGGGAAAUUGAGAAUACCUUUCAAUUUUAGAAGAAGAGACCACAAGAUUACUGCUCUGUAAUUCUGUGUUUUAAGACAAUAUACAACGGUAUUUUGAACUUUUCAGAAAUCAUCAUCAAGACAUCAAGAUGACAAAGAAACAAGCUCCAAAUCCACAACAACUGUUCCUGAGCAGAAAUUUGUUCCAAACGUUUUCAGAAAUGUCAAAAUCAAACCAGAAACAACGCGGAGACAAGAUGAACUUACGGGGAGGUUACCAUGUUACACAAGUCAGAGAAGUGUUUCAGGCAAGGUACAUUACGUAGUAUAAGUACAAAGAGCAUCAUCGAUCUCCUUGUCAUUUUAUCAUCGUCUAGCAGCUAUUCAGUCAGUCAUGCAGUCAGCCAGUCAAUUAUCUACUUCAAUUUAAAACAAGAAGAAAAAAGGAAAAAUAAAUUCAAGGAUGAAAUCAAACCGUAAUAUUAUUCACAUUUCUCACGAAUUCCAACUUUCUGGGCAAAACUGUGAAGGACCAAACGGUUCUUUAGAAAUUACAUCAAGGCUUUUUUUUAGCUAUCGAACUUUAAACCUGCAAUUCUUUUUAUUUUGGGUAGCAAACUGGAAGAGUGUGGUAUGAGUAUCCAAAAUUCGGCCCCGCCCCAUCCAGACCAAGUUCUGUUACGAACGUGUGGCAGAAAAGACAAGAGAAACAGAUGCUGCUGGCGGAGCUACAGCCUUCUGAUCAAAGUGAUGAAGAAUUACAGCUACAAAUGGCCUUGGAACUGAGCAAGAAACAAGCAGAAAUUGAGGAGCAACAAAGGUUAGAAACUUAAAAAAAAUAAAGUAACAAGAACACCUGCAAACGGUCAUGAAGAAUCAAGGAAUAUUAUAUCUUUAAAGAAUACAACUCUGAAGAAGUUUGGAGUUUGACCUAAACAAUUUUCAUUUUUGUUCACAGAGAGAUCACCUUACUGGAGAGACAGAUGGAGGAAACACUCCAGUUGGAGAAAAAACUUAAAUGUCAAUCCAGCGAGGUAGAGAUUCAAGCCAAACAAGCCACUGUUAUGGGUCAUGACAGUUUUCCACCGCUAGUGGGACAUGUUGAUGAUGAGUGGGUGCUACCUUCGAGCGGUGAGAAUAAGGGCGAAGGAAACGAACAAGAAAAAAAAGACUCCAGAAAAUUUGCUCGCAACAAGGGCGAUGAUGACAAUCAUAGUAGUACUGAGACCUUAGAACGGUGUCACAAGUCCAAACCUGAAUACAAGAUGGAGCACUUAAGAAAAGGAAGCGUUGAGGCGAAUGGAGUAAAUGAUAGGACAAUGUUUUUAGGCAAGUCGCACUUUCAAUCGCCACAGCUUUGCCGAAGACACGAUUCUGAAACCAAUUCUUGUCCAUACGGGAAAAAUUGUUGCUUGGGUAAGCACUGCAAGUACUUACAUCCGUCAUCGAUUGACAACCGUAAAAGAUCAAAAUCAGGUGAAUUUAAUAUGGGCAGUCAAGAUCAGUGCGAUUCUAAGGUUAUUGACAGGGAUAACAGAUCAGAGCCAAGCAGCUUAACGGGAAAACAAAUGCAAUUAGUUGCGUCUUGUGAAGGGGUGGAUGGAGAAUCGGAACCCUGCUGUGGAUUACAGAACUAUGGAAAAUCAGAUGAUGUCUUCAUACAAUCUACUGGCUUUUAUACGACACAGAAAUCUCGCUAUGUUGGAGAGACGGACAAUCCUAACACCGCGUUGAGAGAGGAACAUAAUCAGUGCGACAUAGGUACCAGUGAAUUUGAGAGUAUAAGCCAGUGUUCAAGAUUCGACAUUCCUGUCAGUAAGUCAAAGACAUUACUGAACAACAGGUUUUCAUUAUGUGAGGGGACAACUGAAAAUAACAGCAAUGCUGAUCAACCAGGUCUCUGGAACAAGAAAUACGCACCAACAGGGAAUCCUCAGAAAGAUGCCAAAUAUGGUUCAAUCUUGUUUAAAAAAUCCUCGUCAGGAGCAACAUCAAGUGCAGCCAUUACUGUUACAGCUCCAACUGUGUACGUUGUUGCAGAUUCUCAGUUUCCUUUUGGGGCACCUGCUGGUAAAGGCCUCCACCAAGCAGCUUUGGGGUUACGAUCUAAUGCCAGUCUUUCAAGUGAACAGAAACUACAGAAUUCACCGGGAGCCUUUAACCAGUCUUCGAGUUCGGUUAACAAUAGUGAAAGACAGAUUACAGAAGCCACAACAACAAAAGUAAUGGCUCAAAGCCGGAAAGAAACCUCUGCGGGUCCUGGUCCUGGUCCUGGUCCUGGUCCUGGUCCUGGUCCUGGUCCUGGUCCUGGUCCUGGUGUUUCUUUACUUCAAACUGCGUCAGUGUCGUCUGAAAUUCUGCCAAGUCCACGCUGUAGUUCUAGUACUUCUCUGCAAACCCCAGCAGCCAUUCAGACUACGACUACUAAUAUUUUCCCGGUAUUUCCUGGUUUUCCGUUUCUUCCAUUUGCCAGUGUUUAUCCUUGUAUUAAUCCAGCAAAUGCUGCUGCUUCUGCAAGCCUGAUGGCGGGAUCGACAGACGAAAUAUCCUUUCCAGUGACAUCUGGAGCAUCUAGUCAGCAUGAAGGAUCUUUCGUCUCGAACCAAGUAGUACUACGAGCUCACCUAAAGGCUGGUCUCAGUGGUGGGUUGUCACCCUUAGGCCAGGUUCUUCCAACGCAGAAUGCCCCAUCAAUAAUGGCUGCGGAAGGAAGGAGUGAGUUAGUGCCAAACCUAGCGCAGCUCUCCGAACCGGACGACCUUAGUGAGCUCCAGUCUCCAACCUCAAUGCUACUAAAGCCAUUUAAUGUCGCAUUUCCAUUAAUCAACCCUCUAUCAUUUGUUAACAUCAGCACAGGGAUGGCUUUAGGGACACCAUGCUCAGUGCUUCAGAAUGGCUGCCAAACUAGUUCUACCUCUGUGCUAACUGCCCCAUCUCAGGUGCAAGGUAAUGAUAAAACCAGAAAGCAGUCCGAAUUGGAGCAAAAAGGAACGGGUGUUAACACUCCCACGAAGGUGAAACGUGAUUUUGGAAAGGAAGAUGACGCUUCUGCUGGUUUUGGCGGGAAAACGAAGAUGCUUAGAAGACCUAUUACAAGUGAGUGUAGGAUUUUGCUAAUCUUUUAACUCCCAAAAGUGAUUAACAUGCAACUUCUCCCAAUAAUAUUCAUACAUUAUUCAGCAAACAGGUAAUGAGAUUACUUAAAGUUAUCAGGAAGAUAUUAUCUGGAUAUAAACUCACAAGGAAAGGUGUAGCAGUCAGAGGGGAGAAUUAACAAUCAGAUCUUUGGAGUUAAGUGUCGUGAUACAGUGAUCAGAAGAAACAGUCAACAAUUCAUCUGAAAAGACAAGAGUAUCAGUUAAAGAGAAAGAGGAAGUUUCACGAUUAAUUUACAAGGAAUCCAUUCUGAUUGCUUGAAGGGAGAAAGAGUAAUCGACGUGAUUUUGUAGGGCUUUUGAAGAAAAAUUUUAAAUUUUAAUGUGAGUUUGUACUAUCGAUCACAAAGGUCUGAUUUGUUAAAAGCUGCGUUCUGGCGAAACGAUCUUGUCGCACCAUUAUUUUAAUUGAGUUUUCGAGGCCGCUGUUUUGUUGUUCAGUUCGUUUACAUUCAUUGGAUUUAUUUUUCCUCUUCGUCUACAGUUCCUAUGGUGAUGCAGCAGCAAGCAUCCAAGUAAAUUUAGAGAUUUUCAUACAUUUUUAGAAAUGGCAGUACUUCCUUGGUGAGCAACAGGUGACAAGGCCGCCAUAGCUCGGAAAAUAGUAUCAAGACGAAUCAAUUUCCCAGUCAAAGACAGUUCGAUACAGCUGUUGUUUGAAUUUCGAAAAUGAUAUUAAGUGCAUGGUAAAAUACAUCGAUUGUAUAUUAAGUUUGAAUAUUUAUUGUUGAUAAAUAAUGUUGCAAUUCGUAUUGUCUCUCACGGGAAAAGGCUACUAUGUUAGAAAAUAGAGAUAUUUAUUGACGAACAUCUGAAAACUUAAAUCAGAACAACAGACCAGAAGUAAUAUUUGAUGGUUACCUUGGAAUGACGCUUCGACAGACGCUUGUACUCUCAGAAGGGAUAUCACAACUUUGCAAAUAUUUGGUUUGGUUUGGUUUGGUUUGGUUAGAUCUUUUAGUCGUUACAGUUGAAAAAAUUUUCGAUUUGAUGUGGAAAAAGGCUUACGGAAUAAACUCAGAACACUCAAUCAGGAAACACUACCGCAAGUUUACCCUCUGAUUCAUUUCACUUUUCCUCAAAUCUCGUGUAAGGAGAUUCUCCUUAUACACACCCCGAAAAACA
Molecule: messenger RNA, 10718 nt
Organism: Pocillopora meandrina
Lineage: Eukaryota; Metazoa; Cnidaria; Anthozoa; Scleractinia; Pocilloporidae
Source: the annotation of a GenBank genome assembly